AUUUCAUCUUUUCUCGUUGUAUAAAAGAAGUACAUUAUUUUUAUAUAAUUUACAUCAUACCCCUAAAUAUGAAUGUGAUUCAAUCUGAUAAGCGUCCCUUUAAAUCGUUUACUAAAACUAAAAAUGAAUUGGUACGCAAGGAUGCCGCAAUGGGUAUACGUGGCUCACUGUUUCUACCUGUUAACCCUCACAAAGCCGUGAAUAAUAUUCGUAAAUUCAACAAGUCUACAGCACCUCGGUAUAAAUUUGAUGACAAUAUUUCUUUAUCUAAAAGACCCAUGGGCCCUCCAUCAGGACCUGCACCGAGUAUCAAACGAAAAGUAACUUACACAUCAAGUUCAGCGAAGCCGGAAUCUACUUCAAGAAGUCAGACGCGUGUUCUUGCUAGCGAUUCAGCAUCAGAUUUUUGUACACCAAGAAACAAACCUUCAGCAUUAAGAUACAUUAGUAGUAGCAGUAAAGGUGGUCACAGUGGGAUAAGAACAGCUAAAUCUACCAGCACUUCAGUUGUGGACGCUAGUGUUAUACUGGCUAUAUCUGAAGGUCGUGGGAUGGCUCGGGGUGAGAUUGGUAUAGCAGCUGUGGAUUUGAGACGCCCAAAUCUGAUUCUCUGCCAGUUCAGUGACACACUCCUAUACACACACACACUCACCAAGAUAAACUACUUCAAUCCCAUUGAAAUAAUAGUACCUCACACAUUCUGCGAAGGUGCCCAAACCAAUCAGCUGUACCAGUUAAUAAAGGAUCACUUCCCAUUAGUUAAUGUAACAGCUGUUCAGAGGAGACAUUUCAACGACGCAGCCGGGAGGCAGAACAUACACACGCUAUGCGCCCCCCAGUACAGCGCUGUAUAUCUCCUUGUUAUACAUAAAUUUUAUGCCCUAACAGCUGCCGCGGCUGUUCUGAAGUACGUCGAAUAUAUACAGUGUAUUGUUUUCGCUAGAGAAUCUCUGAAGAUCGAGUAUCACUCGUCCGAAAACACUAUGAUUAUUGAUGUAGGCACAGCCACUCAGUUGGAGUUGGUCCAACCAUUGGUGCCAUCAGCUGGGCCAAUUUGUUGCCUGUUGGGAGUUCUCGGACCAACUUACACGAUAGGUGGUAUAAGGGCCCUCAGAGCAGCCAUACUCCAACCUUCCUGUGAUAAAAAUUUCAUUGAACGUAGACAGGAUUCUGUACAGGAAUUGAUAGAAAACGAUUCAGGAUUAAUGGUGGAUUUACAGGAUGUUAUAAAAAAAUUGGCAGAAAUAGAUAAAAUUUUAUUCCUAUGCAUCGAAACUGCGAAUGAAAAUUUGGAAAAACAUGGAGAGGCUCAGUUGAAUCAGAUCCUGCUUCUCAAAACGACCAUGGAAUUGGUGCCGCGACUCGUGGAAGCUUUACGACAUGCUAGUAGUACAGGACUCAGGAACAUAAAGACGGCCUUCGAAAACCCACACUACGAAGAAAUAUCUAAUCGAAUUAGGACAGUCAUACAAGAAGAUGCACAUUUAGAAAAAGGCGCUAUGGGAAGCAUGCAGAGAUGCUUUGCGGUCAAACCAGAAAUCAACGGCCUCUUGGAUGUAGCUAGAAGAACGUACUCAGAGCUCAUUGAGGAUAUACAAAAAAUCGUGGAACAACUUAGCGAGACGUACGACCUCCCGUUGAGGCUUAACCAGAACGUCAUGAAGGGUUUCCACAUAGUGUUGCCAGUCGCACCCAAGAAUAGGAGACAAUUUAACGUUGAAGAAUUACCAUCUAUAUUCAUACAGGUUGUAUUCAAUGGAGCUAGUGUUACAAUGACCACAGAAGAAAUAGUUGUACUCGACCAACAAGCGAAGGAGUCGCUUAAUGAGAUACAAAAAAUGAGCAACAUUGUAAUAUGGACGCUGUUGAAAGAACUUCGUCCUUUUAUGUCCAGUUUGUAUAACUUGUGUGAAAAUGUCGCUGAAUUGGACAUAUUACUAUCAUUGGCUCAGGCGAGUACAGUGGGUUCAUAUAUAAGGCCUUAUUUCGAUAAUUAUCUUGAUAUAAGGAAUAGUGUUCACCCACUGCUAGAUUAUAACAGCCAAGUGUUGCCAGUUCCAAACGAUAUUUUUGCAAGUCCCGAGCACAACUUCACAAUAAUAACAGGACCGAACAUGGGAGGCAAAACUAUAUAUAUAAAACAAAUUGCUAUUAUACAUGUUAUGGCUCAAUUAGGUUGUUUUGUACCAGCAACUAACGCCGUGAUCAGACUAUGCGAUCGUAUCUUCUCAAGAUUAGGUUUCAACAAUAGUAUUGAAUUCAAUGCUUCUAGUUUUGUUAUAGAGAUGAAGGAAAGUCAGCAUAUAUUAAAAGGGCUUACAUCUUCGAGUUUGGUCAUAAUCGACGAACUCUGCCGUGGAACGAACGUUGAAGAAGGUACGAGUAUAGCGUGGUCGAUUUGUGAGGAACUCUUGAUGAGUGAGGCGUAUACAUUUUUAACAACCCAUUUCAUGUAUUUAACAAAACUUGAAGACUUAUACUACAAUGUUAUAAAUGUCCAUACAGCUGUGAAAGAGGAAUCCCAAGGUCCAGAUGUACUGGAAAAGAGAUUGAUAUAUCAACAUAAAAUUGAACCUGGAAUUACACAGAUUAAACAUUACGGUAUAGCAUUAGCUGCUAAGACAAAUCUACCACAAGAUAUUGUUAGUUUGGCUAAAGAACUUGCGGAACUAAUAGAAAGCAACACAAAGCCAAUGUCAGGUUCAUCGCAAAAAGAAACAGAUUUAAAACUAUUAUAUGAUUUGAAUGCCAAAAUUCAGAUGGAAUCUAGAAAGAAUUAUAAUAAUGAAGAAUCUAUAAGAAAUAUAUUGAUACAAUUUAAGAAUAAAUAUCCUCACAUAGUAGAGGGAUUAAAGUUAGAAAGAAAUUCGAGAAAUAUUCAUAAUUAUUCAUCCCAUGAGAGUCCUAAAGUACCAGAAUUUGAUACAGAAAAAAACACAAUUUCCCCCCAAAAACAAACGUCAACGUCAGUAUAUAGUAACUCCGAAAAAGAAUGCGUAGAAAUAAAUACGAAUAUAAUUGCUACGGUCAAAUCAUCUACACAACUUCUGAAUACAUUUGAUGAUAGUACGAAUUAUAUACAUACAAAAAAUUAUACUCGACAUUCAAAUAACAAUAACAUCACCGGUAUUAUUGAUGCAAAUGAACAAAGCCACAAUAUCAUAGUAAAAGCAGACAUCCAUCAUAAUAAUUUACCAAAAACUUCAUUUCCUUCUCAACUAGAUAAUAAUAUGAAAGCAUCAUUUGAUGGGAAUUCUUCGACAGAUUCGGAUAUAGCUGAGGCUUUGACUCAAAUUAUCGAAGAGAAUUCGGAAUCGGAUGCUGGGGAAAACAUCUCGGUCGAUGAAGAAUUAAUGAGGGAAACGUUGGAUGAAAUUAACGAAGAUUUGAAUGUGUCCGUUGAUUUUAUAAGCGAUAUUAUUCUCACUCCGCCGAUGAAAUUUAGGGAUUUUUAACUAGCAUGUCAUUACUUCAAUAGAGCUAAAAUAAAAGUCUUAAAUAUAAAUAAAGAUACUUUUUUUUAGCUUGAGAUCGGCAAUCAGUCGCAAGACAAUAAGCAGAUGCGUAUUGUGGAAUCUUGAUUGCAAGACGAUGAGGGCAUCGCCUCGUAUUUUCAGAAGACAUCCUUCCUCUUUAGUCUUUUCACUAUGGCUGAAAGAUAUAAGAGCUGAGUUGCCAGGAUGAAUGGGAUGAAGAGCUAGGCGUUCCGCAUACUCUUUCUUGUAUUUGUCUAUCUCUGAUUGAAUUGUUGGAACAUUGAGAUGUUUGUGUAUAUCGUCAUUUCUGGAGAACCACAGUACAUUUGCGAUGGUUCGUAGGAUGUUAUUUUGUACUCGUUGUAGGCACAAUAUAUUGCUCUUGCUGGCGGAACCCCAGAGCGGGAUACCGUAGGUCCAAAUAGAUACUAUAUAAUA
This is a messenger RNA of Danaus plexippus (monarch butterfly), 3914 nucleotides long. RefSeq names its product mutS protein homolog 4-like. Gene Ontology annotation, molecular function: ATP binding; ATP-dependent DNA damage sensor activity; mismatched DNA binding. NCBI's taxonomy places the organism in Eukaryota, Metazoa, Arthropoda, Insecta, Lepidoptera, Nymphalidae. Gene Ontology annotation, cellular component: nucleus. Gene Ontology annotation, biological process: mismatch repair; reciprocal meiotic recombination. The transcript has 19 exons. The coding region runs from base 69 to 3455 and encodes 1128 amino acids. The record is from RefSeq and is a predicted model, not a curated record.